ACAAAAGAACAACAAGAGAUGAAGGUCUUCAUCGAACAGGAGACUGGGCGACUCAAGCUACAGAGCUCAAUCUCCGACUUUACAGAGCGCUGCUUCCCCAAGUGUCUCGUCUCGCCUAACUCGGUACAGAAAGAUGCCUUGAGCAAUUCAGACCAGCAGUGCCUUUCAAACUGUGUCGGCAGAUAUCUUGACGUCAAUAUUCAA
Protomyces lactucae-debilis is the source of this 204-nucleotide messenger RNA. RefSeq lists its product as uncharacterized. Lineage: Eukaryota; Fungi; Ascomycota; Taphrinomycetes; Taphrinales; Protomycetaceae. The transcript has a single exon. The record is from RefSeq and is a predicted model, not a curated record. The annotation marks the transcript as partial.